UAGUACUCCUAUAAUACCGAAUAACGAGGUGCCCUGAACGCCUCGCGGUUCUUACGGAACCACCAUAGACUGUGUAUGUAACCACGUUAGGACAGCAGCUACGCUGUUACCGGUUCUGUAAGCCGGUGUCGUCGUAAGAAUGUCCAGCUGGGUCUGAAGAGUGCUGGGGAAUGGCUCUGAAGCUGAUCUGGAGAUUUCCACUGCUCGGGCAGUUCGGGAUUAAACUUUACCCUCUUGUUGGACCUGUCUGCACCUCAAGGAUUACAAGCAGUGAAGGCCAGGCGUUAUGUGCAGCCUGCCUGUGUACCUCAGCCGGCGGCUGCAUCCAGAGACAUGGCUACAAGAAGCUCCAGUCAGACUGCAGGAUAAGAACUCUGACCACCAUCGUUAAAGAGCCGUCCUUCAUCGCCAGCAGCUCUGCAGGACUCCACAGAGAUCCAGGUCCUCUGUUCUGUCUGACUCAGCUGCACCAACCCACAUCAGCAGAGGAGCAGGCUUUCCAGCAGCGUCUAGGGAACUGCUCCUCGUCUAGGCAGGUGUUCAAACUGCUGCGCACAGUGGAGAUCUUGUCAGACACCAUGGCUGCUGCAACACUUCACCAAGUGGCCGACCUGGAGCAGGAAGGUAACUCUCUAAAGGACCCUACAGUGCUGGAGAAUGACACCAUCAGAGGCCUGUGCUUCCAGCUGGAGCAGGAAUCUGGGCAUCUGACAGAUGCUGGGCUUGUAUCCGCUCUCUUGGCUUGCACUCGCCUCUUCUUGGAUCCUUGCAGCACGCUGAUGGUGCGGCUUGUGUCUGAGAGCCAGGAGAGGUUGGACAGAGGGCAGAUGAGUGUAGGGCAGCUGUGUACCCUGGGCCAGGCAAUGCUGGCUAUGGAGGGUUCUGGCUGUUUGAUUUUGGAGCAGGUGAUGAAGCAAAUCCAGAAGCAGAAGCCUUCCCAGUGGAGCCUUGCAGAUCUCAUUGCUGCCUAUAGAUUUCUGCAAGGUGGCAUCGAUGAAGAUGGAAAAUACCAGAACCUGCUGAAUGCCAUGCACACCCACGCGGUGACAGUCACCUCCCGCAUGGACGCUGCCGCUGUCAGCGGGCUGCUCAAUGCUCUCGUGACCCUGAAACAGAAGCAUGUCAUAGCUCUUGUGAUCAGUCUAUGUAAGCAGGCUGUACAGCAUGUACCUCACUUUAAAGAUGAGGAGCUCACCGCUGUGCUUGGGGCCCUAAUGCACUUCGGUCACAGCAAUCGUUACUUUGUGGAGGCGAUGGAGAGGUAUGUGCCCACAAUGGCCUUCACCUCCCAUCCAGAAACCGUUACUACGGUGAUUCAGUUCUUUGGCCAGAGGAACAUCCUGUCCCAGACUGUGUUUGAUGCCAUUGCAGAGAGCUUCGUCUACCGUGCAGACGACUACAGCACUAGCCAGGUGACCAGGCAGAUCAUGGCUCUCGGAAAGCUCGGCUACCUUCCUCCAAACGCUGGAGAGGUAUUCAGGAAAGUUGAAACCAUCCUGUCUACACGCUUUUCACAGUUUCAGCCCCGAGUGCUGCUCAACCUGCUCCACUCAUGCACCCUGGUGGAGAGGUUCCCUGUUAAUUUUGUCUCUAAAAUCUUCAGCAGUUACUUCCUCCAGCAACUGCAAGUGCAGGACACAGGAAUGGAUCGGCUCGUCCUGGCACAGCUGACCCAGCUCAACAUGACUUUGAAGUUGGAGUGUCCUUUCUACAAGGGUCCUAUGCUCCUCCCCAAGUACCACCUCAAGUCUUUCCUCAUGUCUGGACGCUCUCUGGAGAUGCCGGUGGAUGCACAUCUGUACCACUCUGUGAAAAAUGGACUGGUGGAUUUGCUCGGGGCCCGUGUAUACUUUGGAUCCAAAGUUCUGACACCCUACUGCUACACACUGGAUGUGGAGAUCAAACUUGAUGAAGAGGGAUAUGUUCUGCAUGCCAGUCACAGUGAUGAAGUAUACAAAAGGAUUGCUCUUUGUAUUGAUGGACAAAAGAGGUUUGCUUCAAACACAAGGCAGCUACUUGGAAAAGAGGCCAUCAAGCAGCGACAUCUGAGGCUUCUGGGAUAUGAAGUUGUUCAGAUUCCUUACUAUGAAUUAGAAAAACUGCAAAACAAGACCAGUGUUGUGAAGUAUCUGCACCAAAAACUCUUCCCUCACACUUACAGGCUGAACUGGUGAUAGUUUAGUCUUCUGUGGAUGUGACAUUAAGAGUCAUUGCUUCUGUUGAUCCGUUUCUUGCACAAAGAAAUACAUUUAUUUUUUCAAAUGUAAAUAACAAUGAAUGUGUUAAAGUUAUUGAUUAUGCACUUUCACACAUUUGACAAUAAAUUGACUUGUUUAAA
Messenger RNA from Cottoperca gobio, 2338 nucleotides. RefSeq names its product FAST kinase domains 3 (gene fastkd3). Gene Ontology annotation, molecular function: RNA binding. NCBI's taxonomy places the organism in Eukaryota, Metazoa, Chordata, Actinopteri, Perciformes, Bovichtidae. Gene Ontology annotation, biological process: mitochondrial RNA processing; regulation of mitochondrial mRNA stability. Gene Ontology annotation, cellular component: mitochondrial matrix; ribonucleoprotein granule. The record is from RefSeq and is a predicted model, not a curated record.